UUCUUAUUUGCUAAAUCUACUUGUUUUUUUUCCUACAAAUGCUGAGAAUAAUCUCCCAAAAGUCAUUGGUCAAUGCGCAGUCUGUGUCAUUCACACAUGCACGCAUGAUGCUCCACACUUCGCCUGUCUUGGGUGUUGAACAUCAGUCUACUCUUUCUAGCGAAGAAAUCUCUAAGAAGCUUGGAAUUGAUUUUCAGACCACAAACAUUAUUCAGCAGGCCCUGACUCACAAGUCGUUUAAGCAUGGUCGCGUCCCCACAAACGAACGUCUUUUAUUGCUCGGUCGUCGUACAAUUGAAUUUAUGGUUACUGAAGCCGCCGUCGAAAGUGGAAGCAAAAACGUAGAAGAUAUCCGUUCUUUUGUUGAACGUUACUCAUCUCCCGAAGCUCUCUCUGCUCGUUUUGAUGCGCUUGAUAUUUCUGCUGGCCUUCAGACCGAUUUGAAAAAUGCCGUUCCUCACACUGUAAAGGCCCAUGCUAUGAAGGCUGUCGUAGGUGCAAUUUACCAUGACAAGGGAUCGGAAGUGACACGGGAGUUUUUGAAGAAACACUUACUCGUCUAGACAUACCAACAAAACAGAGACUAGUAAAGAAACAAAGCAAACUUUAUACAUACAACACAAAAUGAAGACGGCCUAUUUAGAAGUAUUGAUUUUUUUUUUAAAAAAAAUAAGAGAGUUCACCAAUCCUGGCUUACUUUGAGC
This is a messenger RNA of Phycomyces blakesleeanus NRRL 1555(-), 704 nucleotides long. RefSeq lists its product as hypothetical. Gene Ontology annotation, biological process: mitochondrial translation; RNA processing. Gene Ontology annotation, cellular component: mitochondrial large ribosomal subunit. Gene Ontology annotation, molecular function: structural constituent of ribosome; ribonuclease III activity. The transcript is spliced from 4 exons. Bases 39 to 563 code for a protein of 174 amino acids. The record is from RefSeq and is a predicted model, not a curated record. Lineage: Eukaryota; Fungi; Mucoromycota; Mucoromycetes; Mucorales; Phycomycetaceae.